AGACAAGUUAGUCUUCAUAGAGAAUGAUAGGUACUGAUUCGUACCUAAUUACUAUUGAAUUCCCUAGUGUCGACGAUAAGAAUUCACGUUCUGAUUAUAGAUACUCUAAUAUUGAAGUUACAGGCAUUGACUUAUCAUCAGGAACUAUGGGUACAGGUGAUUUAGAGCCAUUAAAGGCUAAACUGUUAGGUAAAGGUAUAAUUAGAUUAUAUCGAGAAUUAGAAGAUGAAGAAGGUGAUAUAUCAUCAUUACAACUUGGAGAUAAUCCAGUAGAUGUUAUACCCGGUGAUGAUACAAUGGUAGCAAUUGUUGCCGUUCCAACUUAUUUUACAGCAACUGAUUUAUUAGGAUUUAUUGGUGAAUCUUAUAUGAAAGAUAUUUCUCAUAUACGAAUACUUAAAAGUGAUAAACCUAAUAGAUUUCUUGUAUUAAUUAAAUUUAAUGGUAUAGUUCGAGCUGCAGAAUUUCAUCAUAUCUUUAAUGGUAAAGCAUUUAAUUCAAUGGAACCUGAAACAUGUCAUGUACUUUAUGUUAAAGGUGUACAAAUUGAACAUCUGGAAAAUGAAAAAUCAGAAGCUAAAAAUACAUUAAUACCUUUCUUAUUACAUGAUCCAUUUACAUCCCCUCCUGUUUCAAUACCGAAUAGUCCAGAUUCUAAAGCAUUUUCAGAAAUACCUUCUGAAAGACCACUCAUGGAAUUACCUAGUUGCCCUGUUUGUCUAGAACGAAUGGAUGCAGCAGUUACAGGAUUACUUACAAUACCAUGUCAACAUACUUUCCAUUGUCAAUGUCUUUCCAAAUGGAAAGAUGAUACGUGUCCAAUCUGUCGAUAUUCAAAUAAUUUCUCAAACUUAAAAGUUCGUAGAACGGUUCGAAGACUACUGCAAUUGGCAUUGCCUCGAAAUAAUGAUAUAAUAGAACAAGAAACUCCAGAAACUUGUUUUGAAUGUACAGAUGAUGAAAAUCUAUGGAUUUGUCUUAUAUGUGGUAAUGUAGGGUGUAGUAGAUAUGCUCCUGGUCAACAUUCAUUAAAGCAUUUCAUCGAUACAGGACAUUGUUUUGCUAUGGAAGUCAAUACUUCACGUGUUUGGGAUUAUGCAGGAGAUAAUUAUGUUCAUAGAUUAGUUACAAAUGAAUCCGAUGGUAAAUUAGUAGAAUUACCAGAUAAGAAUUCAAAUUCAGAAAAGGCCGAAGAAAAAGUCGAUGAAUUAGGAUUUGAAUAUUCUCAAUUACUAGUAAGUCAAUUAGCAUCACAACGAGAUUAUUAUGAAUCAUUAUUACAAGAAAGAGAUGCUCCUAAAUCAAGACGAGGAUCUAAACCAUUAGAUUUAGAAACAACGGUAGAAAAAUUAACAGCCAAAUUAGCAGAAAUUUCUGAUCAUACAAUUCCAUCUUUACGAGAUAAAAUUGUACAAAAGGAUAUAAAACUUAAUAAAUUAGCAAAAGAAUUAAGUACCUCAAAUACGCUAAACAAUGCAUUAUCGGCAAAAGUGGAGUAUCUAACUAAAUCUAUUGAAGAAUCUCAAACCAAAAUUGCGCAGCUUAAAGAAGAAAAUCAAGGUUUAAAUGAACAAGUUACAGACUUAAUGUUUUUCCUUGAUAGCCAAGAAAAAUUUAAAGAUGAACCACAAGAUGUUAAAGAUGGUACCAUUGUGGUUCAACAACCUUCUAAAAGGUCAUUAAAGAAGAAAAAGAAGUAAACUUAAAAUAUAGUUAUGAUAUAAGGGAACUUGAACGACGGGUGUGCAUACAACGCCCCCAAUUGCGUGCCUAAUUUGGACCGACUACUGAAAGUUGCAGCAAUUGACACUAUAAUGAGUAUAGAUUGUAAUCACAAUAGUUUCCUAAAUUAUUUUGAAUAAGAUACAAUUUAAUAAUAAUGUAUAAUUUAUUAUGUUAGUUUCCGAGUAGGAUCUUUGUAGUAGAUAUGACCGAAUUUAAAUUUUCGAAUAUGAUUUAAAAAAUUC
Scheffersomyces amazonensis is the source of this 1967-nucleotide messenger RNA. RefSeq lists its product as uncharacterized. The transcript has a single exon. Gene Ontology annotation, cellular component: cytoplasm. Bases 24 to 1700 code for a protein of 558 amino acids. Gene Ontology annotation, molecular function: zinc ion binding; ubiquitin protein ligase activity. Lineage: Eukaryota; Fungi; Ascomycota; Pichiomycetes; Serinales; Debaryomycetaceae. Gene Ontology annotation, biological process: protein ubiquitination; Ras protein signal transduction. The record is from RefSeq and is a predicted model, not a curated record.